AUGACAAAAAAACUAAAUAUUCUUAUUUUUAAUGAAAUUUUAAAUUAUUUAAUAUUCAAUAAUAAAUCAUUUCAAAAAAUUAUUGAAUACAGUUUAUUAUCAAAAUCUAUUUUUAAAAAAAUUCAAAAUUUAUUAGUUUCAUAUGAAUAUAAUAAAUUUGAAUUUAUUUUAACAACUGACGAAUUAGUUGAAUAUUUAAAAUUUAAUAAUAAUAAUAAUAAUAAUAAUAAUUAUAAUAAAAAAAUAAUUCAAUAUAAAGAUAUUGAAUUUAUUAGAUUUUCAAAUCUUGGUUAUCAAGGUAUAAGUAUUUAUUAUACAUUGAAUCAAUUUUGUAAGAAUUUAAAAAAGAUUUUUAUUCUUGAUGAAAUUAAAGCACAAUUUGAUAUUUCAUAUGACUAUACACAAAAUAAUAAAAUUAAAUUUAAAAAAUUAUCAAUGUCAUGGAGAAUUGGUGCACCACCAGUUUCAAUUAAAGAAAUUUAUAGAGAAACAUUCAUUGAAUCAAAUUAUACUUUAUCAAAAUGUCAUUUCACUUUUGAUUUCAUUAGAAAAUAUAAUCCAACAAAAAUUAAAAUUUCAACAACUUAUAUGUAUUUUAUAAAUUUAAAAUAUUUAAAUAAUUUAUUUAUUUCAAAUAAUAAUAAGAGUAAUAAUAAAAUUAAAUCAAUUAAAUUUAAAAAUCACAAAACUCCAAUUAAUUUUUUAAAUUUUUUAUUUAAUAAAGAAGGAAAUGAAAUAAAAUCAUUAACAGUCGAAUUUGAUCCAAAUAAAAUCAAUUUUGAAGAAAAGUUUUAUGAUUUUUUAAUAGGAAAUAAUAAUUUUAAAAAUAAUAAAAUUGCUUUAAAAAAAUUAAUUAUAAAUGAAUAUAAUUCAUGUUGUUCAACAAAUGAAAUCAAUUGGAGUAAUAAUCCAACUUAUUUUAUUGAAAAUAUUUUAAAAUUAAAUAAAUCAAUUAAUUCAAUUGGUUUUAAUAUUUUUCAAAUUAAAGAUUAUGAAACUUUAUCACCAUUAAAGCAAAUUUCAAAUAUUAAAAAAAUAUAUUCAAAUGAAAAUUCAUUUCAAGUAAUUUAUGAACAUUGUUUAGAAAAUUCAAAUAUUAAAGAAUUAAUAGUUGAAUUAACUUCAAUUAAUCCAAUUAAUUUUAAGAAUAAAAUUUUAUUACCAUUAAAAACUAUAACUUUAUUCAAAACAAAAUUAAAACAAUUAUCACUCUAUUCGGUAACUUUUAAAUUUCAAAAUUAUAAUGAUUAUUUAAAAGAUUCAUUCAAUCAAGAAUUAGAAUUAUUAUUUAAAGAAAUUUUAAUUUUAAAAUCAAUUUAUUUUAAAAUAAAAAUUAAAAAAUAA
Dictyostelium discoideum AX4 is the source of this 1344-nucleotide messenger RNA. RefSeq lists its product as hypothetical. Bases 1 to 1344 code for a protein of 447 amino acids. The record is from RefSeq and is a predicted model, not a curated record. NCBI's taxonomy places the organism in Eukaryota, Evosea, Eumycetozoa, Dictyosteliales, Dictyosteliaceae. The transcript has a single exon.